This is a messenger RNA of Nerophis ophidion (straightnose pipefish), 8937 nucleotides long. It is a transcript of the gene pde5ab, whose product is annotated as phosphodiesterase 5A, cGMP-specific, b. Gene Ontology annotation, biological process: signal transduction. Lineage: Eukaryota; Metazoa; Chordata; Actinopteri; Syngnathiformes; Syngnathidae. The transcript has 22 exons. Gene Ontology annotation, molecular function: 3',5'-cyclic-GMP phosphodiesterase activity; protein binding. The coding region runs from base 224 to 2752 and encodes 842 amino acids. The record is from RefSeq and is a predicted model, not a curated record.
GGGAACUUUGUCCCCUGGGAGCUGCUAAGCUGAGCUCCGCCACUGCGCCCGAAGCCUCUCAGUGAGCGUCGGUUAUCUGCGAGGAGGAAGUCUUCUUUUCCUCCAUGUCUGCUGUCAAGUGUCGCCGACACUCUCCGGCUCACUGAGGCGGGGACGUUGUUCUCUUCGGCGUGUUUCCGGCGCAUGUGGGAGCAGCGUCGAGGCGGCUUCUCGGCGGUGUCCGAUGGAGGACGACACGAUGGAAGCGUGGCUGGACGACCACCUCCACUUCGCGCGCUCCUAUUUUGUCAGGAAGGCGUCGAGGGAGAUGGUGAACGCAUGGUUUGCAGAACGCGUCCACACUAUCAAGCCUACUGCCUCCAAAGACAACCCCCCCAUCUCGGACAACCUGGCCAUGGCGGCAGCCAGCCCGCUCCCCGCCACCCCGCCUCGCAAAAUCUCCGCCUCGGAGUUCGACCGCCCGCUGCCGCCCAUCCUGGUUAAAGACUCCGAGGGCUCGGUGACGUUCCUGAGUGACGCCGACCGCCAGGGUCCUCCCCGACGGCACGGUGGCGGGGCGGCGGAUGGCGAGGAAGGGAGCGCCGGCCGGGCAGGGUGCGACCCUUGCGCCCGACUGCUGGAGCUGGUGAAGGACGUUUCCAGCCAUCUGGACGUGACAGCACUCUGCCACAAGAUCUUCCUACACAUCAACCAGCUCAUCGCCGCUGAUCGCUACUCGCUAUUUCUGGUGGGCGAAGACAGCUCCAACACAAAGUUCUUAGUCAGCCGCCUGUUCGACGUGGCCGAGGGUUCCACGCUAGAAGAAUCUUCCAGCAGCUGUAUCCGACUGGAUUGGAACAAAGGUAUAGUGGGACACGUAGCGGCCACGGGACAACCACUCAACAUCAAGAAUGCUUAUCAGGACCCUCGGUUUAACGCAGAGGUGGACAUGAUCACGGGUUACAAGACUCAAAGUAUUCUUUGUAUGCCCAUAAAGAACCAUAAAGACCAGGUUGUUGGAGUGGCUCAAGCUAUCAAUAAGAAACAUGGAGAGGAUGGAGCCUUCAGCAAGCAGGAUGAAAAGGACUUCUCAGCUUACUUGGCCUUUUCGGGCAUUGUGCUACACAACGCGCAACUCUACGAAACAUCACAACUAGAAAACAGACGCAAUCAGGUUCUGUUGGAGUUGGCCAGUCUUCUGUUCGAGGAGCAACAGAGUGUGGAGGUUCUCCUCAGGAAGUUUGCAGGAACCAUCCUGUCCUUCAUCAUGGCUCAAGCCUGUACUGUCUUCAUUGCUGACAAUGACUCCGCUCAGAACCCUUUUUCCAGCGUCUUUCACAUGGACUACGAGGAGCUAGGUCAAGUUCUUAAUGCUCCCAAAAGAGAGUGCGUGAACCAGACCAACUACAUGUACGCUCAGUACGUGAAAAACACCAUGCAGCCUCUCAACAUCCCCGACGUGGCCAAAGACCAACGCUUCCCCCCGACGGACGAACAUCAGUCAGGCCAACCCACCAAAAGUUUGCUAUGCACACCGAUCAAAAACGGCAAAAAAAACAAGGUCAUAGGUGUCUGCCAAAUGGUCAACAAGACGGACGAAGCGUCAGGCGGCGUCAAGACCUUUAACAGGAACGACGAACAGUUCAUGGAGGCCUUCGCCGUCUUCUGUGGUCUCGCCAUUCAGAACACACAGAUGUACGAGACGGUGGAGAGAGCCAUGGCUCAGCAGCAGGUCACCUUGGAGGUUCUUUCGUAUCAUGCUUCUGCUGCUUUGGAAGAGUCCCAGAAACUCCAGGCAGCCACGAUCCCAUCGGCGCAGUCCUUGCGACUUCUGGACUUCAGCUUCAGUGACUUCGAACUGUCGGACGCCGAAACCACUUUAGGGACGGUCCGCAUGUUCGUGGACCUCAACCUGGUCCAGACCUUCCAGAUGAAGCAGGCGAGUUUGUGCCAGUGGAUUCUGAGCGUGAAGAAGAACUACAGGAAGAACAUAGCCUACCACAACUGGAGGCACGCCUUCAACACUGCACAGUGCAUGUUUGCGGUCCUCAGAUCAGGCCGCUUGCAGAACGAUCUGAGAGAUUUAGAAGUCUUGGCGCUGAUGAUUGCCACUCUGUGCCACGACCUGGACCACAGAGGAGUGAACAACUCGUACAUCCAAAGGAGUGACCAUCCACUUGCUCAUCUUUACUGCCACUCCACCAUGGAACAUCACCACUUUGACCAGUGCCUCAUGAUCCUCAACAGCCCAGGUAACCAGAUCCUCAGUAGUCUGUCCGUGGAGGAGUACAAAACUACUCUGAAGAUGAUCGAGAUGGCCAUUCUCUCCACCGACCUCGCCCUGUACUUCAAGAGGCGCCAGGAGUUCUUCGAGUUGACGAAGAGCCGACAGUUUGCGUGGGAGGAUGAACGUCACAGAGAUUUAUUGAGGUCGAUGCUGAUGACGGCCUGUGACAUCUCGGCCAUUACCAAGCCGUGGCCCGUACAGAAAAAGAUCGCGGAGCUUGUGGCGACCGAGUUCUUUGAACAAGGCGAUAAAGAGAGACAAGAGCUGAACAUUGAGCCCAUUGACCAAAUGAAUCGGGAAAAACGAGACAAGAUUCCCAGCAUGCAAGUUUCCUUCAUUGAUGCCAUCUGCAUUCAGUUAUAUGAGACAUUGACCGUGCUGUCGGAGUAUUGUUCUCCUUUGUUGGAGGGUUGCCAGAUGAACCGCCAGCACUGGAAGAGUUUGGCUGAAGAGUGCGAUCAAGAUGACCACAACACUGUGGUUUGAUCUUUGACAACGUGCGGCUCUUUUGGGAUUCUUUUUAGUGUAUAUGUAUACGGACGUACAUACGUAUACACACACAUACACUACAGGCCAAAAGUUUGGACACCCUUUCUCCUCAUUCAAUGUGAUUUCUUUAUUUUCAUACUGUUUACAUUGUAGAUUGUCCAGUUAUGUACUUAAAGGCCUACUGAAACCCACUACUACCCCACCAUGCAGUCUGAUAGUUUAUAUAUCAAUGAUGAAAUAUUAACAUUGCAACACAUGCCAAUACGGCCGGUUUAGUUUACUAAAUUACAAUUUUAAAUUUCCUGCGGAGUUUCUUGUUGAAAACGUCGCGGAAUGAUGACACGUGCGCGUGACGUCUCGAGUUGGAGAAGACAUAUUAGCGCAGCACCACUAGCAGCUAAAAGUCGUCUCUUUUCAUCGCGCAAUUAUACAGUAUUCUGGACAUCUGUGUUGCUGAAUCUUUUGCAAUUUGUUCAAUUAGUAAUGGAGAAGUCAAAGUAGAAAGAUGGAAGUGGGAAGCUUUAACCUUUAGCCGCACAAACACACUGUAUUUCCUUGUUUUAAAUUCCCGGAGGUGAAGCUUUACUAUGGAUCAGAGCGGUCAAGCGAACAUGAAUCCCGACCACUUGUCAACCAACCGGCAGGUUUCGGUGAGAAAAUUGUGGUAAAAAGUCGCCUCUUACCGGAGAUCAGCGGAAAUUCUGUCGUGCUGCUGCUGCCGUGACUAAUUCCCCUAGAGACUGCCGUCAAGACACCCGUGGACACACCCCUCCGACUAUCAGGUACUAUUUAACUCACUAAAACACUAGCAACACAAUAGAAAGAUAAGGGAUUCCCCAGAAUUAUCCUAGUAAAUGUGUUAUUUUAUUUUUUUCUAGUCCUUCACUAUCAAUAUCCUCAGCCACUAAUCUUUCAUCCUCGCUCAAAUUAAUAGGGAAAUUGUCAUUUUCUCGGUCCGAAUAGCUCUUUUUGUUGGAGGCUCCCAUUAUAAACAGGAGGAGGAGCCCUCACACGGGUGACGUCAUCGUCUGCGACUUCCGGUAAAGGCAGGGCUUUUUUAUUAGCGACCAAAAGUUUCGAACUUUAUCGUCGAUGUUCUCUAUUAAAUCCUUUCAGCAAAAAUAUGGCAAUAUUGCGAAAUGAUCUAGUAUGACACAUAGAAUGGACCUGCUAUCCAUCCAUCCAUUUUCUGCCGCUUAUUCCCGUUCGGGGUUGCUGGCGCCUAUCUCAGCUACAAUCGGGCGGAAGGCGGGGUACACCCUGGACAAGUCGCCACCUCAUCGCAGGGCCAACACAGAUAGACAGACAACAUUCACACUCACAUUCACACACUAGGGCCAAUUUAGUGUUGCCAAUCAACCUAUCCCCGUUUAAAUAACAAAAUCUCAUUUUAGUAGGCCUUUAACAAAAAAUGUGAAAUAACUAAAAACAUGUUUUAUAUUCUAGUUUCUUCAAAAUAGCCACCCUUUGCACUGAUUGCUACUUCGCACACUUGGCAUUCUCUCAAUGAGCUUCAAGCACACCUGUGAAGGCAAAACCAUUUCAGGUGACUACCUCUUGAAGCUCAUCGAGAGAAUGCCAAGAGUGUGCAAAGCAGUAAUCAGUCCAAAUGGUGGCUAUUUUGAAGAAACUAGAAUAUAAAAUACGUUUUCAGUUAUUUCCCCUUCUUUUGUUAAGUACACAACUCCAGAUGUGUUCAUUCAUAGUUUUGAUGCCGUCACUGACAAACUACAAUGUUAAUAGUCAUGAAAACAGAGAAAACACAUUGAAUGAGGAAGUGUGUCCAAACUUUUGUCCUGUACUGUAUUCUGUAUGUGUAUAUACUCACAUAUGUAUGCAUACAAACACACACAUAUAAAGUGCAUAUACAUACAUAUAAACACACGCACAUAAAAAUGUAUAUAUACACACACAUAUAUAAACUUUUUUUUUUAACUUUAUUUACUAAAAAGUGGCCAACAUAGUGUACAAAAAAAACAACCUUACCUGGUAAGUCACAGCUUCAUUCGAGCCAAGCAGUUUUUCUCCUAUAAACUCAACUAGGGGUGGGAUUCACACAGUAACAUGUAGCACAAUUGUGAUAAUUUGACAAUAUUAAUACAAUUUUGACCAUUUUGCAAAAUAGCAAUUGCAUGUAAUUUUAUAACCAUUUUUCUUGGUAAACCCAUGACGUAAUGUAGCCUACUUACAUUUGACAAUGUUUUACUUUGUUUAGCACAAUCACGUUUCAUGGUAAAACCUAUGAUUUUUAUUUCAUUUUCUCAAUCUCUUGUAAAAUGUGUAAGAAAUUAUCUUUUUUUUACAAAUGUAUUUUCCACUUUACUACUUCAUUCUCUUAAAAUAGUUUUCAGUAUUAUUGUUUUUUUGUGUGUGUAAAGGUACAGUAUUUUUUUUUAAUUUUUUUAUAAUGAUAUAUACCGUAUUUUUCGGAUUAUAAAUCACUCGGGAGUAUAAAUUGCACCGGCCGAAAAUGCAUAAUAAAGAAAGAAAAAAACAUGUAAGUCACACUAGAGCAUGGGUGUCAAACUCUGGCCCGCGGGCCAAAUCUGGCCCGCCGUGUAAUUUUAUUUGGCCCUUGAGGUAAUAUCAAAUUAAGAUUAGAGCAGGCCCGCCGGUAUUAUACAGCGGCGAUGCCUCUGUAACACUGCAUUCACCGCUGAUACUCAUACUUGCCAACCCUCAUGAUUUUCCCGGGAGACUCCCAAAGUUCAGUGCCCCUCCCGAAAAUCUCCCCGGACAACAAUAUUGGGGGCGUGCCUUGAAGGCACUGCCUUUAGAGUCCUCUACAGCCUGUCGUCACGUCCGCUUUUCCGCCAUUCAAACAACGUGCCGGCCCAGUCACAUCAUAUAUGCGGCUUUAACUCACACAAGUGAAUGCAAGGCAUACUUGAUCAACAGCCAUAAGGGUCACACUGAGGGUGGCCGUAUAAGCAACUUUAACACUUUUACAAAUAUGCGCCACACUGUGAAGCCACACCAAACAAGAAUGACAAACACAUUUCGGGAGAACAUCCGCACCGUAACACAACAUAAACUCAACAGAAGAAAUACCCAGAACCCCUUGCAGCACUAACUUCCGGGACGCUACAAUAUACACCCCUGCUACCACCAAACACCGCUCCCCCCAAUUUUUAUUUAAAUUUUAUUUGAUGUGCCAUUGAUAUUUUUUUAUCAUUAUUAUCAUAACUUGAAACUCAAUUUUGCAUGUGACUAUAAAGUUAUAUAAGCCUUGCUUGUUUAAUAUUCAAGGCAAAACUUGUUUGGGUCCCUAUUAAAAGGUUAAUUUGUUCAACCUUGGCCCGCGGCUUUGUUCAGUUUUAAAUUUUGGCCCACUCUGUAUUUGAGUUUGACACCCCUGCACUAAAGUAUAAGUCGCAUUUUUUGGGGGGAAAUUUAUUUGAUAAAAUCCAACACGGAGAAUAGACAUUUGAAAGGCAAUUUAAAAUAAAUAAAGAAUAGUGAACAACAGGCUGAAUAAGUGUACGUUAUAUGACACAUAAAUAACCAACUGAGAAGGUGCCUGGUAUGUUAAUGUAACAUAUUAUGGUAAGAGUCAUUCAAAUAACUAUAACAUAUAGAACAUGCUAUACAUUUACCAAACAAUCUGUCACUCUUAAUCGCUAAUCUCAAUUGUUAUUGGUUGACGUGUGUGUGUGACGAUUGCUGAUAUACGCCUCGUCUCUUAUGGGAAUGAGAUAGAUAAUAUUAUUUGAUAUUUUAUUAAUAAUUUCACACAUAAAUCGCUCCAGAGUAUAAAUCGCAACCCCGGCCAAACUAUGAAAAAAAACUGCGAUUUAUAAUCCGAAAAAUACAGUAAUUGUAAUAUAACUUUUGGUACAAUUGAAUUGUCUUUAAAUGACUAUCUCAUGAGAUUCUGCCAUUUUUCUUAAAAUUUUACAAAGGGGAUCUGCACUUUUUUUGGAUUUGUGUCAAUCAUUCACACUCCUUCCGUGAGACACUUUUUUUUUAAUGCAUACUAACUUCAAAAUGAACGCGAGCAAAAGUCAGCUUAUAACGAAGCUAACGGGUUUUCGCUGUUCCGCGCUCUGAAAAACAUGCCAAAAAACUGUAAGUACCGUAUUUCUUUGAAAUAUUAAUUUAAAACCUCUUCUCCCUCCCGCGCUUACCAAAGGCAUGCGGUAAAAGUAAGCAUGCGCUAAUUAUUUUAAAACCUCUUCUCACUCUGGCACUUACCAAAGGCAUGCGGUAAAAAUUUGAGUGUGAUGUAAGGUUGGACUUAAAUCCUACUGAAUAGCUCUUAAUCUUCUUCCCUUCAUGUGAUUUCAAAUUACCGGUAUUGAAUUCAGCCUCCUCCAUUUUGAAAAUGAUGACAGGAGAAGUGUCACACGUGACGUCACGAGUUUGACCAGGCGGUAAUACUAAGCAUGCGCUAAUUAUUUUGCGAAGUGAGUUCGACCCAGCAGUAAUUCAAGGCAGGCGCCAACUAUAUGCCCUGCGGCAAUUCAAGGAAAUACGGUAUAUAUGAAAUGUAGUAACAGGCGAAAAGGAGCAAGUGUACGUGUCUUUCUCAUGAUCAGGGUGUGAGACCGUUUCAGGGGAGGAAAAAAAGAAGAAAUCAGAGGGGGAAAAAAGGGAAUAUUUCUAUCAGCAUGAAGCACUGCCAUGCAAAUCCUGAAAAAAACUAAACUUUUGAAAAUCAAAACUACAUUUUCUGCAAAUAUUUGGCCAACACUUGAUUAAAAUUCAGGUCACGACAUGUAAACGGAGAAUUGUUAAUGGGGUUUUGCGGGUAUAAUAGUUUACUUCCAUUUUCCGCAAUGUACUUGCCGUAUAUUACAAAAGAGAAAGACGCGUGGUUUCGUGUCUCACAUUGGUAUAGUAAAUGGUAAGCACAAUUCCCCAAAAUAGGUGCAGUUCCCCCUGAAGACUUAAUUCUGAAAAAAUAAAAUAAAAUCUUUAAACAGUUUAAAUCAACCCAAAAACUGAAGAACGGAAACUACGACAAUAAUGUCCAAAUAGUCACAUUUUGUCCCACCCCAUAAAAGUACUUUAUAACUUAUCUACCAGCCAGUGCCUUAUUUGAAAAAAAUCUGGAUGUUUGUUGCAUUGACCUGGUUGGCAUGGUGACCAUACUACUACUACUACUACUACACGUCAAAAACUUUGAACAUCGUGAAAAAGGGUAAAUGUUUUUGUCACUUAUUAUUACAUAUUACACAGUAGACUUCAGGCAAGGUGACUGGUGUGCACCUCAAACUUGCAAGAAAUAAAAACUUAGAUUAUUUUAAUCAUGUAAAAACAUACUCGUAUCGUUUCACUUUCUGAAAUAAGUGACAAAAAACAUUUCAUGAACUUUUGGCGCUGCACAGUCAGUAAUAUUGUUUAGUUGCUGCACAUGUUACUUAGAGUCGUUGGUCAGUUUUUGUAACGGUUGGUGAACAAAACCUAACUAUAUCCAUUACACAAGUUGUUUUUUUGUUUUUUUUAACUGCACUGAGUGGCUUUGAUUUAAUAGCAAACUCACUUUUAGGGAACAGAUGCAGAUUAUAUUUAAAUACUGCAGUAUAGUCAAACAACAUUUGUUCCACUCAUUCUCUUACAUAUUUAUUAAUAGCAUAUUUAUUAGAUGAUUUUAUGUAACACUGAAGGAGAUUUUUUUUUUUGCAGUUUUUUAGACUUUCUAUUUUCAUAAAAUGACAGGGGGAAAAAAACAAGUUUUCUACUGCAUUGUCUUGAAAAUAGUCAAAUAAAAAUCAUUUUAUACAGCAGAAGAUGGUGACUUUAUUAAAAAUACAGAGUAGUUUUUGCAAGUUCAUUUAUGUCUGUGCUCACCGAUCGCAAAAAAUGUUUUUUUUAGGGUUUCCCAAACUUUUUCAGCUCUUGACUCCCCCGAAAAGUAAAGAAACCCCUUUUUAAAAAUCAGAGCACAGAGAAACUUGUCAUCCAAUGUUUUCCAAACAAAACAAAACAGCGUGUGUGACAUAAUUGCACAAUAUCGCAAUAUAUUGGAAAACAUUUUACGUUGUGUCAGCUAAUCUUUUAGAAGGGAAACGCAGUUACUAGCCAUAUUUUGUGGUAGAUGUCGCCAUCUGUCAAAGGUGGGAAACCCCUGUUUUAUAUAUACAUAUAUACACAUAUGAACAGUCAGGCGUUACAAAAACCUUGUGUGACAUUGUCACCCCCUCCCCACUGUUCAAAUAAACAUGAAAUAUGACAAAACA